CCUUCUCCCACGGCUUCGGGGACCCAGCAACAGCUAUGGCUCCGGUGUCUGGCUCCCGCAGCCCGGAGUGGGAGGCCUCGGGCUCCGGGGGGAAGUGUCGCAGUUCGUCAAAGAGCCCUAAGCCCAGCAAAUCCUCUCGCUCCCCGCGGGGCCACCGCUCUCGCUCGCACUCUUGCUGUCGGUCCGGGGACCGGAAUGGCCUUAGCCAUCAACUGAGUGGCCCCAGCCAAGGCUCCCGAAACCAGUCCUACCGCUCCCGCUCGCGGUCACGCUCUCGAGAGCGGCCCUCGGCGCCACGGGGCGCCCCUUUCGCUUCUACCUCCUCAUCCGCCUAUUAUGGCGGCUACUCACGCCCCUACGGGAGCGACAAGCCAUGGCCUAGCCUCCUGGACAAGGAGAGGGAAGAGAGCCUGCGGCAGAAGAGAUUAAGUGAGAGAGAGAGGAUUGGAGAAUUGGGAGCUCCUGAAGUAUGGGGACUUUCUCCAAAGAAUCCAGAACCAGACUCUGAUGAACAUACACCAGUAGAGGACGAAGAGCCAAAGAAAAGCACCACUUCAGCUUCUACUUCAGAAGAAGAAAAGAAGAAGAAGAAGAAGAAGAAGUCUAGUCAUUUAAAAGAAAGAUCCAAGAAAAGGAGGAAGAAAAAAUCGUCUAAAAGAAAACACAAGAAGUAUUCUGAUGAUAGUGACAGUGACUCUGAUUCUGAAACAGACUUCAGUGAUGAAGAUACAAAAAGGAGAGCAAAGAAAGCCAAGAAAAAGGAAAAGAAGAAGAAAUGCAGAUUGAAGAAAUAUAAGAAAAAGAAGUCUAAGAAGAGCAGAAAAUAUUCCAGUGAUUCAAGUUCUAAAGGGUCCCAAGAAGAGUUUCUGGAGAAUCCCUGGAAGGAUUGAUCAAAGCCUGAAGAACCCUCAGAUUUGAUUGGCCCAGAGGCUCCCAAAACACUUGCCUCUCAAGAUGAUAAACCUUUGAACUAUGGCCAUGCUCUGUUACCUGGUGAAGGGGCAGCUAUGGCUGAAUAUGUAAAAGCUGGAAAACGUAUCCCACGAAGAGGUGAAAUUGGCUUGACAAGUGAAGAAAUUGCAUCAUUUGAAUGCUCGGGUUACGUAAUGAGUGGUAGCAGGCAUCGCCGAAUGGAGGCUGUGCGACUGCGAAAAGAGAACCAGAUCUAUAGCGCUGAUGAGAAGAGAGCCCUUGCAUCCUUUAACCUAGAAGAGAGAAGAAAGAGAGAAAACAAGAUUCUGGCCAGUUUUCGAGAGAUGGUAUACAGAAAAACUAAAGGGAAAGAGGACAAAUAAGGAUUUUCUGAUUGUUCAUCAGACAUUUUUAACAACA
This is a messenger RNA of Balaenoptera musculus (blue whale), 1332 nucleotides long. Its product is annotated as NF-kappa-B-activating protein-like. Gene Ontology annotation, biological process: negative regulation of DNA-templated transcription. Gene Ontology annotation, molecular function: chromatin binding. Lineage: Eukaryota; Metazoa; Chordata; Mammalia; Artiodactyla; Balaenopteridae. Gene Ontology annotation, cellular component: nucleus. The record is from RefSeq and is a predicted model, not a curated record. The transcript has a single exon.